AUGCGCCGGCGCACUUCUCACAGGGGCCUUCACAACCUGUUGCUAUUGGUCGGUGCUGCCAUUUCCAUGGGAGGCAUCGCAAUCUGGUCCAUGCAUUUCAUUGGAAAUAGAGCGAUUUACAUCCUUGACGGCCGCGAAGAUCUCCAAAUCGCCUACUCUACGGGCAUGACCGUCUUGUCAUUACUUGUUCCCAUUUUCGUGCUCCUCCUCGCCUUUCUGGCCGUCAGCGUCAAUGGUCGAAUCCGCUGGUGGCGGAUAGGCCUCGCGGGCCUCUUAUCUGGCGGUGCCAUCUGCGGCAUGCACUAUUUGGCCGAUGCGUCCAUAAGCAACUAUCAAACCUCCUACCAAAUUGGCUAUGUUGUUGGCGCAGCCCUCAUUGCUGUGUCUGCCACUGUCUCUGGAAUGCACUGGUGCGCCGCCGUCGGCACCAGCUACCGGCUGCUUCAGGUACAUUCCGUCAAGGAAGGCAUGUCUCGGCGUGAGACGUUGAUCAUGGUGAUCUGCUUGUCUGUUGCCGCCUGUGCCGUCAUGACCAUAAGCGGCAUCUAUUCCGGUUGGAUCAGGAGAGACUAUGCCAGCAAGUCACAGCAGGUCGUGCUGGCUGCAGCCGUUUUCGAUGAGGAAGGCAGGAUAAUGGUGAACCAGGAAGGCUUUCUUCCCAGCGAAGUGGUCACAGACACCUUCGUAUCAAGAUCGCAUAACGAAGUAUUUGAUACUACUCAUCCGCUCUUUCACUGGAUGUACCGUGCGUCUCGAAACUGGACCAGCGUCGCGGCCCUGACCGAUAAGAUGGCAAAUCAUAUCGGCCACCUGUCGCAAGACAGGUACAACAGCAGGAUGCGAGUCAAGCUCGUGGAGGAGGACGGGUCGUUGGUGCGGCACUACGACCAUCUUAUUUGUGAACUUUUUAGCCUCGCCGCUCUCGCCUUGGCUUACAAAAUGAAGGAUGUUCUCGUCCAUGCUGGCACAUUAUGGGAAGAAAUUUUCGCCACAGGCAACAAUACGAAUCACGCCUCCUCGUCCCAGCUUGACUCCGCAACACCCGGGCGUUCCCCUCAGCUGCAAAGGGGGUUCAGAGACAAAUCAAUACUUGAAGGUCUGGCUGAAAAGGGGCUCGCCCCAAUGCAUCAACAAUACGGCCGUGGCUGUCUCAUGUUCCUUGUCCGCCACAUCAGCUCCAGGAGAGACUUGGACAAGCUGGAAGCGGCCGGUUAUCGAUUUGCAGAGGUGCGCCAUGUGGUUGGCAGCAUCCGGUCUAGCAUGCAAAUCAUGAAUCCUGAUUUUGCAUCGAGUUUGAACAGCAUGUCGUCAAAUCGCAAAAGGGGCGCCACCCUAAUUCCCGGGGUUCAUCUCGGGAUAUUUGCAAUUCGAGCAAGGCUCGACCACUGCGGAUUUGAUGUCCUUGUCCAAAAAGAGGCCAAGAACCUUCUUCCUACCGCUGCGUUACCCCUGGAACGGCUCGAGCCGUGGCAGGUAGAGUUCAUCACCCGCCUUCGGGGCCUUACUCCAUCGGCCAUCGUCGGCAAGCUCAGCAGCGACGGUGGCCUUUCUCCCCGUCAAGCCAGGUUUGCCUGCCAUCAGCUGGUCUACGGAGACUCGCCUCACCAUGUCGAAUUCUCCCACCUGGUGCACCGUGAGCUGUCGUCCAUCCUGCACAAUAUCCCUUCGGCAAAUUUCUACAAGAAUCCGGGCAGACCAUCCUCACGCCGUGCCCAUGCUUGGAUACAGAAGAUUCGAGUUGACCGUGGCCAUAGCCGGGGUGUCAGUCUGCAGCUGUCGGCAAGGAGUCAAGAGCAGUUGUCGACGGCCGCCUUCAGCCAUAGCCCGCCACGCAACUUCAGUGAUAGGAUCAGCUUCGAUGAAUGCCAUAAGGGCCAUUCCGCAAGCAUUUCAUCGCCUGCUAUUCGUACGUCGCCUACGACGCAGACCGUGGAUGCUACUCCCCAAGGCCAGGACAAGCAGCUUUUUGGUGGCAUUAUGGUAUCCCAACAGAUUAUGGUUGAUGUUCAGGAGGUGAGUUAUGUAGCAACUGCCGCAAGACUUGCUAGCUGA
Molecule: messenger RNA, 2052 nt
Organism: Hirsutella rhossiliensis
Lineage: Eukaryota; Fungi; Ascomycota; Sordariomycetes; Hypocreales; Ophiocordycipitaceae
Product: MHYT domain signaling protein
Exons: 7
Coding region: 1-2052 (683 amino acids)
Source: RefSeq, a predicted model, not a curated record